Molecule: messenger RNA, 3332 nt
Organism: Pleuronectes platessa (European plaice)
Lineage: Eukaryota; Metazoa; Chordata; Actinopteri; Pleuronectiformes; Pleuronectidae
Product: CD48 antigen
Exons: 1
Coding region: 256-975 (239 amino acids)
Source: RefSeq, a predicted model, not a curated record
UGCACCAGGUUCAUCUCAGGACCCUGCUUCUUAUUCCCAUAGAUAUUCCAACCAAUCAGACAGGAAGCCACAAGUGUUGGCCAAUCAGAAAAAGGAUAGAAAACAGACACGCUAAAUGCUCCUUUUUUACUUCCGGUUUAUUCUCGGUCCAUCUGAAAACUGACCAUCAGGACCAUGGAUGAUCAGGACCCGGGGGUUUCGACGCUGGGCGGAGAAGGGCGGUGUCAGUGUAAAAAAAGGUUCUGAGUCGCGGACAUGGAUGGACACUCGAGUUCCGGGCCCGUCACGGUGCUGCUGCUCGCCGCCCUCACGAGCUCCGCGCUGGGCCAAAGUCCACUGUACUUCGAGGAGGGAAAACCCCUGGUCCUGACUCCUCCGAAGCACAAAGACGUCAUCACCAGCGUCGUGUGGACCCACAACACGAGCCUGGUGGUGGAGUGGAGGAAUAAUGAGCUGGAGUUCUACAGGUCGUUUAAAGGACGGACCGAGCUGGACCAGAGCACCGCACAACUGACCGUCCACAAUGCCACGCAAAGCGACGCGGGGGAAUACACGGUGGAGAUCAACAACCGGCAGCAGAGUCAAGUGUACACGGCUAAAGUGAUCAAGAGGGUGACCAAGCCCAAGGUGGUGGUGAGGACUCUGACAUGCGGCCCCACAUCCAGCAAAUGUAACUUCACCUGUCAGGGAGACUCGGCCGGGGCUCAGCCCCUCACCUACAGCUGGAAGAAGGACUCAGGUGAGUGGGAGCCGGAGCAGCAGAGCAUGGACCUCUUCUUCAAUGACACGAAGACGAAGCGUGUAAAACAGAUCUCGUGCAGGAUGAAGAACCCAAUCAAUGAAGAGGAGAGCGACCCUCUUUAUAACCCAAUGUACAACAAGGGACUUUUGUCUCAAGGCGAGCUGGCUGCAGUUAUCUGCUCCCCCAUCAUUGUUGUGGUCUUGGCUGGACUUGGACUGUUAAUCGACCCCUGAAUGAAAAGCCAAACUAGAGAGAUUUACAUUCCUCCAACAAGGCCAUCAGUCUGUCUCACUAUGAAACACAGAGACUGAAUCUUCAAGGGCAGUCAAAGUCUCUAGUGUAGCAGAAAGAGAUGAAAGUUCUCUUAAUCAACCCCUGAAUGAAGACCAAGGCCAUCAGUCUGCCUCACUAUGAAACACCGAGCGGAAGAAAAAAAUCCAAGAUUCGCCCCAAAAUGAAUUGAGCUCUUUCUUAAGUCGUGCCCCCGCCCUCCUCUAAACUUCACAGGACUCUGUUCAGUGGUUUCUUCGUGUUUCUGCUAAGGAGCAAACGCAGGCAAAACCACGACCUCCGUCCAGCUGAUGAAGCUCCAGCAUCACAUCUGGUCUCCGGUGCCUUGAACAACUCGACUGUUCAUCCCUGAAUUCACAACAGUAGAGCUUAGGGCAGAAGCUGAGACAUUUUAUAAUCUCACUAUAUUGUCCCUUAUUUAUUUUUUUGAGCUACCACCUCUGUACAGGCUGUAGCUGUAUGGUAUUAAAAAUAUGAGAUGGGUGAGAAAAAUAAUUCAGUUACUGCCCGUCUCAAUUCAUACUAUCAAAGUGGUGGAAGAAAUUAUGCAUUUUUUUUUAACCAAACUAUUAAAAACAGUCCAGAAAUAUUAUUUAACUAUGUUAUGUAAAGUCAGGAUAUCAAAAUGAAAUUGAGCUGCUUUCAGACCUUUACUAAACUGAUAUUCAGAUGAAAUGUUCUGGAAGUUCUGUAUGUGAGAACAAAUGUCUGAGCCAGUGUCUCCCUGCAGCCUCCGAGUAAAAUGUCUUCACAUGCUUCAACUUGUGAAUUCAUAUCUUAGCAGACACGUUUCCAUGGACACCAAUAUUCUGACCUUAACCAGAAUAAGACAAUCAGAAUAAGGCACUGCAUGUAAAGGGCAUGUUCUGAUGAAUUGAGCCUGAAUGAGAUCAUACUCAGACUAAUCAAUUAUCAAACUAAGAACUAUGGAGUAUUCUGACUUUAGUCUCAUUAUGUUUAUGUGUUAAUCUCAUUAUAAUGUCCCAUUGGAGGUUUCAAUGCAUUUCUUGUCAUGGACAUGCAACAGUUACCAACUAAUCAUAUGUGUCCUGGAUUUGAGUGUAAACAAGUUGUAAAUACAGAGGAGUUGAAAGUUUGUUAAAACCAAACAGAAAACUCUCAGACGGGUAAAUGACAGUAUCAGGAAUUAAAUAAUUCCAGUGUGGAGUUUUAAAAUUCUAGUGGGAAUGUCAGACGAAUGACAUAGUGGACUCAAUGUUGACAUGUGACAUCAUCAGUGUAACAAGUCACCAAGAUUAUGAAUGGAAUAUUCUAUUAGCAAUGUGUUUCAACAUUAUAUUCAUAUUAUUGUCUUAUUCUGAAUAAGGCCAUAGUCAAUGUUUUGGUGUCCAUGUAGAUGCAAUUGCUAAUAUUAUAACUUCCUAAAUAUUUGUUGAUGGAGUAUUAUUGUGAUGGAAACUGGAAUGAGUAAUUCUAAGUUGUACAUCUGAGUAAAUGAUCUUCAUUACCUUCCACCGCUGAUAGGCGUUGGACUAGUGGCAGAAAGUUUGACUAUGGACAGAAAAUCCGACGUGGUCUCUGGUUUGACUCCAACAAAAAAAAAAAACAUACCUGGACGGACAACACCUGGAUUUGUUCCCCACUGUCAAAGUUCCUACCCCACCCCACUGUCUAAGUGCCCCUGAGCAAGGCACCUUAUUCCCCUAAUACCUGCUCCCCGGGGCGCCGUGCAUGGCUGCCCACUGCUCUGUGUGUCCUCCUGUGUUCACCAGUCAUAGCAGAGAACAAAUUUCCCCCCUUGCAUGUCGUGUGUGUGUGUGUGCAUGUGUGUGGGACUAAUAAAAGUAUCUUGUAUCUUACGACUAUGACUGAACCGUGUAAACUGAAGGAUAAAGUAGUUGAUGGCUUAUUAUGUGCAAUCUUAUGUAUGUUGUUAACUAAUGUUUCUUCAUUUUAUCAAUUUUUAUCCUUCACUCGAGGCAGAAGAAUUGAGCUUAUUUUUAAAAGCGCAGGUUGUCGUGAGUCAGAAUCAUUUUUCUGAUAUUUUCCCCACAAUAUCCACAUACAAGGUCAAUGUGAAACAUUAAGACACCUUUGUGUGUUUUAAAUUCAACAACUAAGUCAUUAUCUAACUAUUACCAUGUUUUAUGCACUGACUGCUUCUGUGUAUUUAAAGUUAAUCCCUGUCGUCUCUGAAAAACAUCUUCCUCUCUUAACAAAAUGGAAAUCUGUUACGGAAACUUCCAUUUUGUCUUUUAUCUAUAGUUUCUCACAUUUUAAAUGUUUGAAGCUGUAGAGUUGUGUGCCUUGAAAUAAAAUUAAUUUUGUUGUGAUAGAA